Diabrotica virgifera virgifera (western corn rootworm) is the source of this 2258-nucleotide messenger RNA. RefSeq names its product zinc finger protein 227-like. Gene Ontology annotation, biological process: regulation of transcription by RNA polymerase II. The coding region runs from base 324 to 2102 and encodes 592 amino acids. The transcript is spliced from 2 exons. The record is from RefSeq and is a predicted model, not a curated record. Gene Ontology annotation, molecular function: RNA polymerase II cis-regulatory region sequence-specific DNA binding; DNA-binding transcription factor activity. Lineage: Eukaryota; Metazoa; Arthropoda; Insecta; Coleoptera; Chrysomelidae.
AAAUAAACCUCCGAAUAACUUUUAUUCGGAAGUGAAAAGACCGGGCCUAAAAAAACGUACCCAUCUCUCUUGGAGUGUGGAUGUGAAAUGCGUCAGGUCAGUAGUUCACUGUCCUUCAGUUUUAAUAUCUAACUUGGAGAAGAAGAAGCCCUAAAGUUAGGUUAACUCUCAGUUCAGUUUACUUUUUUUGCCAUAUUUUUUUACAUUGAUUUUGCUUUUUGGAUGUAGACAGACGUAGACGUAAACAUUAACCAAGGAAUAGAUAAUAGAUAUUCCUUGAUUAAACUAAACUGAAAUUGGUACAUAAAAUAAAAAUUAAUAAUAUGGAAAUAAAACAAGACACCAGUGAGAAAACUUGUAAACUAGAAAUAGAUAAUAUAGAUACCUGUGUUGAUCCUUUGGAUGGCUUCAAAGUAGAAAUAAAGGAAGAACCCAAGACAGAAACUGCUGCAGAUCAAGCAUUUGAUUAUUUGAACUUCAAUGAAUUCCCUGUAAACACUAAAGUAGAACAAGGUGAAUGUAUUAAAGAAAUAGAAACAAGUGAAGAAAAUUGUCCCCAGGAGGAUAACAAAAUAGACAUUAUGGAAACGUUACAUUCGUCUCAUAAAGAAAAAUCUACAGGUCAACACGUUGAAGGAACAAUAUUAAAUACAAAUAUGGAAUUUGGUACGGGACAGAGACCUUACCAAUGUGAAAUAUGUUUCAAGCAGUUUUCUCAAAUAAGCAAUUUGAAAUCACAUUUGAGAAUGCACACCGGUGAUAAACCGCACAAGUGUGAAGUUUGCUCCAAGCAGUUUUCUAGAAAAUACGAUUUAACUGAACAUACGAAACGUCACACUGGAGAAAAACUUCAUGGGUGCAAAACUUGUUUAAAGCAGUUUAUUUCUGCAAGGGAUUUAAAAACACAUUUGAAAACACACACUAGGGAAAAACUUCACAACUGUGAAAUUUGUUUUAAACAGUUUAUUCAAGCAGGUGACUUAAAAACACAUAUGAUGACUCACACUGGGGAAAAGCCUUACGAGUGUGAAAUUUGUUUUAAGCAAUUUAUUCGAGCAAGAGAUUUGAAACUACAUUUUAGAGUGCACACUGGAGAAAAGCCUUAUAAGUGUGAAAUUUGUUUUAAGCAGUUUCGUCACACAACUAAUUUGAAAACACAUUUGAAAGUUCACACUGGAGAAGCGCCUUACAAGUGUGAAAUUUGUUUUAAACAGUUUAGUCAAACAAGUAAUUUGAAAACACAUUUGAAAGUGCACACUGGAGAAAAGUCUUACAAGUGUGAAAUUUGUUUUAAAGAGUUUAGUCAAGCAAGUAGUUUAAAAACACAUUUGCCAGUGCACACUGGAGAAAAACCCUAUGAGUGUGAAAUUUGUUUAAAGCAGUUUGUUACUGCAAAUGAUUUGAAAAGACAUUCGAGAUGGCACACUGGAGAAAGACUUUACAAGUGUGAAAUUUGUUUGAAGCAGUUUAUUUCUUCUAGCGAUUUAAAAAGACAUUUGAAAACACACACUGGGGAAAAACUUCACAAGUGUGAAAUUUGUUUUAAGCAGUUUUCUCAAGCAAUUAAUUUGAAAAUACAUUUCAGAGUGCACACAGGAGAAAAACCUUACAAGUGCGAAAUUUGUUCAAAGCGCUUUGCUACUCAAAGUCAGUUGAGACAACAUUUGAAUACACACACUGGUGAAAAACCUUACAAGUGUGAAAUUUGUUUAAAGCUGUUUUCUGCAACAAGUACUUUAAACACACAUGUGGGAAUGCACAGUGACGAAAAAUCUUUCGAGUGUGAAAUUUGUUUUAAGCGGUUUACUGUUAAAAGUCAUUUGAAAAAACACUUGAGAGUGCACACUGGAGAAAAACCGCACAAGUGUGAAAUUUGUUUUAAACAAUUUGGUCAAGCAGGUCAGUUGAAAAUACAUUUGAGAGUGCACACUGGAGAAAAACCGUACAAGUGUGAAAUUUGUUUAAAGCAGUUUAUUACUGGAAGUGAUUUAAAAAAACAUUUGAGGGUGCACACUGGAGAGAAACCAUACAAAUGUGAAAUUUGUUUAAAGCAGUUUUCUUACACAAAUGCGUUGAAAAGACAUUUGAAGGUGCACAGUUAGCCCGAUCAGGGAACACAAAAUUUUACAAAAACCUCAAAAAAAAAUAAAGGAUGAUGAAAAUUUAGGAAUAGGUAGUUGAAAUUGUCUAUUAUUACGAGGGUCGUUUUUUUUUUCAACCUCCGUUUGUCCAUAAAAAAUUCCCGUGAAGCGUUUCGC